AUGGUCUUGAUAGACUUGCAGAAAGUCUUAUCUACCCUGGGACUAGUAUCCUCCAUCGCAAAGCCUAUCCCUCUCGUUGGCGGUCUAGCUGGAGGUCUACUAGAUUCAACCGGAAGUGUCGUCAGCGGUGUUCAAUCGGGAGGUGCACUAAAUGGAUUAUUAGGUGGCGGUGCGAAUGGUUUAAUUGCUGCUGUCAACUUCGAUGACGCCAACUCCACUUCCGACAAUUACACCGCUACCUCGUCAACCGAUGACACUUCAUCUACAGGGGACGGUACAGUAUCAGUCCAAGAUGCAUGUUCCUUCACACCUUAUUCACCACCUUCUCCAGUCAUCCUAGAGCCUUUCGCACCAUACGAUGCCAACAAAGCUUUGAUCUAUAGGUAUAGACAACAACAGAGUGUGAAUUUAGGAUCAUGGUUCGUCCAAGAACAAUGGAUGAACCCUUCCUUGUUUACAUGUGCCAGUGGUAACAAACAGGCUGAGUUUGAUAUUGCCAAUGGAUGGGGGAGUGUAGAUAAUGCUAGACAAGUAUUGGAAAAACAUUGGGAUGAGUGGAUUACAGAAGAUGAUUUCAAGUAUUUAGCUGGGAUUGGUAUAAAUACAGUUAGAUUACCUAUUGGAUAUUGGUCACUAGGUCCUGUUUAUUGUCAAGGAACGGCUUUCGAAUCUGUUUCAGCUGCUUAUAUCAAUUCGUGGCCUAGGGUGGUAAGAGCGAUUAAUUGGGCUGAGAAAUAUGGUCUAGGUGUAUUAGUCGAUCUUCAUGGUGCACCUGGAAGUCAGAACGGCCAAGCUCACUCGGGUGUCUCAGACGGUCGACAAAACCUAUUCAACAUCCCUACCAACGUUCAACUCACAAUUAACAUCCUCACCUACCUUACCCAACAACUGGUAAAAGUAAACAACGUCGUUGGUAUACAAAUCCUUAACGAACCAAGUAACGUCGAUGGACUUCCAGCUUUCUACACUCAAGUAUUGAGCGUGUUGAGACAAGUCUCACCAGAAGCUUCUGUAUUUCCCUUCUAUCUCAACGACGCAUUUGAUAUGUCCCGAUUUGCCGACUACAUAUCGACCCGAAAGGAUUUCGUCGUUUUGGAUCAUCACUCGUACUUCGUCUUUGGCGAUCAAAACUCCCAAGCUACCCCUGCCAAUCAACUUACUGCGUCCCUCCAACCUGGACAGGGAGGUUUGUCGCAGCAGAUUAUAGGUGCUUCCAAUGAGGGUAGAAGAAAUAUCGUUAUUGAUGAAUUCUCUUGUGCGUUAUCGGGUCAAGCACUUUCCAAUUCCCAAGAUCAACAGGCCGAUAGGAGAUCGUUCUGUACGGGUCAGAUGGAGAGUUAUACCAAUGCCACUGCGGGAUACAGCUUCUGGAGCUACAAAACCGAGAAUUGUGCCUCUGACGUGAAUUGGUGUUUCACCUCGGCUGUCGGCAACACCCUUCCAUCAACUUUUUUCUCUUACCCUAAAUCUACUAUUCAAGCUAUUCAAGGUGGUGUAGCCUCCUCCGCACCUCAAGAUCCUACUACCGACACUUCAUUCUUAUCGUUCGGUACUUCCUCCCCUUCGAGCGAUAAUGAUUAUUCGCCACCGACAACCGAUGACUGGUUGGCCGCUAUGGGAGCUAGUGAUCCGGAGUAUGAUCAAGUCACCGAAGCUUUAGCAACAACCGAGUUCGAUUCCAUCCCUGACUCUGAUCCCUCCGCUGCUGCUUCAUCUGAUGAUACCGGUGAAGCCACUUCUUCUACUUACGAUGAUUCAGCUAUGGCAACUACCACUCUUUGGCCAGCCUCUUCUACUCCUACCCCAGCGACGAUGGAUGCCGGUGAUCUUGCACAAGCUGCUUUCGCCUUGGGCUCAAGCUCAGAAUCAGGCAUGGCCACAAUCCCCUCCUCAAGACAACAACUCUCUUCCACCCAAAAGCGGUCAUUGGGUCUUACUUCUUUGCCCCAACGAGCCUUCCUCUUAUCCUCUCAAUUACAACGACAUAGAUUCGUAACUCGUUCCGCCCGAUCUCACUCUAGAAAACAUUCCAAAACCAUCAAAUCGAAAUCUAAGACCAGAAGAGAUGAGAGCGCCGUAGUGUACACACCAGAACAGGCUGCUAUAGCUAAAGGGUACUCGGAUGGCUGGAAGGCUGCUAAGACUUUUGCUGCCUUUGAUAAUUCCAGAUUAGGUUUCACUGGUCAAUUCAUCUCUGAUGCUUUGAAUGCGAUGGACAACAAAAUCGUCAGUGGUGAUGAAGGGUUCUACAAGACCUGGUUCAUGAAAGGUCUGGCGGAUGGUGAAGUGCAAGUGAUCAAGUUACUCGCUAUGGAAGCUCAAGGACCGCAGUAA
Molecule: messenger RNA, 2334 nt
Organism: Kwoniella botswanensis
Lineage: Eukaryota; Fungi; Basidiomycota; Tremellomycetes; Tremellales; Cryptococcaceae
Exons: 6
Coding region: 1-2334 (777 amino acids)
Biological process (GO): glucan catabolic process
Cellular component (GO): cell surface; extracellular region
Molecular function (GO): glucan endo-1,6-beta-glucosidase activity
Source: RefSeq, a predicted model, not a curated record